AUGAAGACUAUGGAUGACCGAGCGAUGGCCCAAAGACAUGCACACGGUGUCCCUGCUGAUGCCGAAAUCAUCAAAGAAUCGCUACUUGAAGAGCAGCAAGCCCCGGAUCACCGACGAGGGGCCCCACUACAGGCGAACAGUCAAGACGCACCCAUCCUUCCAAUGAAAAUGGUCGGUGCAGCCUUUGCUGAGGAUGAUGGGAUUGACGACAACGACUCGACCCCGGCCUGUGCACCUACUCGUCCUGUAGCCAAGCACGAGUGUUGCGCUUGUGCAGACGAGUUCACCUUCGAAGCCGUCGCUCGUGUCCCCUGCGGCCAUCAUUACUGCCGGAACUGCCUAAAGCAUCUCUUCACGCUGUCCCUGACACAAGAGAUAUUGUUCCCUCCGCGAUGCUGCCGCCGGGCUAUGGACGCAAAGCAUUAUCCCCUGCUCCUUCCACUGCGGCUUCUCAGGGAUUUCCAGACCCGCAUGGUGGAAUUGACAACGGACGACCGCACCUACUGCCACGUGCCUGGGUGCGGCAAGUUUAUCCUUCCACAGAACAUUCGGCAGCAAGUUGGCCGCUGUGUUGCCUGUAACGGGCGGACCUGCUCCGUAUGCAAAAACACCGCCCACGUCGGAGACUGCCCUGAGGAUCUAGCCGUGAAGGCACUGGAAAGUCUCGCUGCUCAGAAUGGCUGGAGACGGUGCAAUGACUGUCGUCGAAUCGUUGAGUUAUCGCAUACUGUGUAA
Molecule: messenger RNA, 735 nt
Organism: Diaporthe batatas
Lineage: Eukaryota; Fungi; Ascomycota; Sordariomycetes; Diaporthales; Diaporthaceae
Exons: 1
Coding region: 1-735 (244 amino acids)
Biological process (GO): protein polyubiquitination; positive regulation of proteasomal ubiquitin-dependent protein catabolic process; ubiquitin-dependent protein catabolic process
Cellular component (GO): cytoplasm; ubiquitin ligase complex
Molecular function (GO): ubiquitin conjugating enzyme binding; ubiquitin protein ligase activity; zinc ion binding
Source: RefSeq, a predicted model, not a curated record